Molecule: messenger RNA, 2476 nt
Organism: Colossoma macropomum (tambaqui)
Lineage: Eukaryota; Metazoa; Chordata; Actinopteri; Characiformes; Serrasalmidae
Gene: syt13
Product: synaptotagmin XIII
Exons: 6
Coding region: 339-1610 (423 amino acids)
Biological process (GO): cellular response to calcium ion; calcium-ion regulated exocytosis; regulation of dopamine secretion
Molecular function (GO): calcium ion binding; calcium-dependent phospholipid binding; clathrin binding
Source: RefSeq, a predicted model, not a curated record
CCCCUCUUUUCCCUUUUCUUCCCUCCUCCCCUCUCGCUCUCCAGUGCUUGGCUGAGCGCGUAUCAGACAGAGGACAGUGCAUCACACACGCGUACACACACGUGGUGCUCCUUCAUCCCCUCACUCAUCUCUCUCCUGGCUCUCACUCUCUCUCUCUGCGUCUCUACCUCUCUUCUUGGCGCCUGUCUUCUUCUUCUCUGGGAUCAGUCUCGUCCACUCUCUUGCCACUCUUGCAAUGAGAGCACAGGAGUAAACGGCCAGGUGGAGUAAAAAGCUCUCCCCAUCUGUCUUUUUUGUUUUUCCUCGUCUUUGGUGGAUCCAGGCACAGAGCAUUGAGAAUGUUCAUUUCAGCAGCAGUGGUGCUGGGGGCCACCCUGGGGACAGUGUCCGGAGCGCUUACGCUCUGUGGCCUCUCAUUGCUCUGCAGGAACUGCAAGAAGGGCAAACUGGAGAGAGGGGACAGCGCCGACCCUGAGAAAGCCAAAGCCAGCAUCCUGCACACACUCACUCAGUUCAGCGUGGAGAAAUCAACUGAGCCUAUCCAGCCUCAGACCCUGCUGAAGUUCCCCAAAAUCUACAAGCCUAAGCCGUCCGUCACAUCACCUGAGGUCAUCAACUACAGCGACAAUACAAACACGUCUGAGAAACCUGUGGCUGAGCCUGACAGCUGUAAUCAAGAAACAGAAGGAGAUGAGGAGGUCUUUGCUCUCCCGCGACAAGAUUCUGCUGAUGAGACACCCUGUGCAGUUGAGCAGUCGAGCGGCAUGACAACCAGCAGCUCUGUCCUGCACCCAAAACUGCACUUUUCUCUCCGCCUGCACAGCCAGAACAGAGAGCUGCACAUCACUAUUAUAGAAGCGGAGCACAUUACCAUAGAGGCCGGCUGCGAGGGGUACGUGUCAGGCUGUGUGAGUGUAUCCGGAGAGCAGAAGCAUUCUCAGACGGCAGUGCGCAAGCUAGCAGCACGGGUCCAGUGGGGCGAGGCCUUGGUGUUUGUCCUGCCCAACAACUGUAGUAAAGAGGGUACAGAUGGCAUGGAGGGAGAGGUGGCGCUGACCUUACACAGCUGUGACCGCUUCUCUCGGAAUGCUACUCUUGGCACUGUGAGGUUCAAACUGGCCGACGUGGGCAUGAUGUCAGAUGCUGACUGCUGGGUCGACUUGCAACCACCCAAACAGCUGGAAGUGACAUCAUCAGCUGGGGAGCUGUUGCUGUCACUGAGCUACUUACCGGCAGCUAACAGGCUGGGGGUGGUAGUGAUGAAGGCACGAGGACUGCAGUCUGAUAAACUCAAAGACAACAUAGAUCUGUCAGUAAAGCUGACACUGAAACACCAGAGCACCAAGCUGAAAAAGAAGCAGACAAGACGCGUCAAGCACAAGAUCAACCCGGUGUGGAAUGAGAUGAUGAUGCUUGAGCUCCCCAGGGAGCUGCUCACCAAGUCUAGCCUAGACCUAGAAGUGCUGAACCAAGCCAGCCCCGGCACAUUGCUCCCUCUCGGCCGCUGCCUGCUGGGUCUCCAUGCUUCCGGGACCGGCCUACAACACUGGCAACAGAUGCUGGAUAACCCACGCAAGCAGAUCGCAAUGUGGCAUCCUUUGUAUGCCUGAGGAAUAUACACGCUUAAAACACCAAUAGAACUAAUGUAUUCCCACUGUAUGUGAUGAAUAGUUAAAUGUUUGGACAGAUUUUACAACACUGCUCUAUUCCUGUAUAUUAAUCUGUGUCAUUAUUCAGAUUUGAGCAGAUUUCAUCGGUUAGCAAAAUAUUUUGUAACUGUUCUUGCUCAAGCUAGCAGCUUAUGAGCAAAGAUGCCUGAAGAGUAGUCUGUGAAAGUGUUGUUUGGUUUUGAUACAGAUUAUUAUAUAGUGAUUAGAGCACUUUGGUAUAAAAUAGUACCAUAUUUAGCUUUGGUGUUGUGAAUGUGUCAAAGGAACUCUGCGUCACUCUGAACAGGAUGAGUCAUUCUCAUCCCAUCUCACCCACAGCCAAAACAGAGAGAAAGGUGAUUGGGAAUGGCCUUGGAUCGGCUUGGGUUGAAUGAAGCAUUUGGAUGUUUAAAAGAAUAUUCCAGCUUCAGCAUCUGCCCAUUUGCCUCUGUUAUACAUGUUUCGUGUCAGCAGGUUUUCUGUUCUUUUUGACGUACAGGGUGUGUGUCAAAGAGAUUGUUUGUGAUAUUCUUCCAUUACAUCAGCCUGACAGGAUCCAACUGCUCAUGUUGGGGUUGGAUGUCAUUUCAGGGACCAUGACAUUGUCUGAUCAUUUCUUAAAUACUGGUCUGGCUUGGGUUGGGUUCAAUUUCAUGUUAGGGUUCUCACAACCUGUUUUUCUCCGUACUUUAUUCUUCACUACUUUCACUAUGUUAAAUCUAAGUCUAAAAACAUUUAAUUUGUUUGGCCAAUAUAAUUUCAUGUUAUAUGUUCAGUGUGUUCUAUGUGUAGAAAUAGAAUUUUAGGAUUAAACAGGUCAAAGCUAA